This is a messenger RNA of Fonsecaea nubica, 2052 nucleotides long. RefSeq lists its product as hypothetical. NCBI's taxonomy places the organism in Eukaryota, Fungi, Ascomycota, Eurotiomycetes, Chaetothyriales, Herpotrichiellaceae. Gene Ontology annotation, biological process: regulation of DNA-templated transcription. Gene Ontology annotation, molecular function: zinc ion binding; DNA-binding transcription factor activity, RNA polymerase II-specific. The coding region runs from base 1 to 2052 and encodes 683 amino acids. The record is from RefSeq and is a predicted model, not a curated record. The transcript has 4 exons.
AUGGACCUUCCCCGGAAAAAGAUUCGGCGGAUGGUGAAUAGCUGUCUCGAGUGUCGAAGGCGAAAGAUUCGUUGUGACUUGAGUACGAAUCAGUCCGAGAAAUGCACUGCUUGCGCCGGUCGCGGUAUUGUUUGCGAGAGAUGGGAGCAUUCCGCUGAUGCUCCCGACUCCCACAACCUCGAACUAAGCGCAAGGCUGCGCCGUGUGGAAUCCCUCCUGGAGAAACUGACCGAUGUUGAAUCGCUGGACGCCGUGGAGGCUGCUCUAAAUGUCGGGCCCCGAGGUGGAUCGAUCACCGCACCAAUUGAAGGGCCCACUCAUUCCCCUCUCAUCUCUCUAUUCGAUAACGCAGUUUUUGGACACCAAGAGCAGACUCCUCUGUCAAGCGGGACUGAGCAUAGCAAGUCAUCCCAAGGUACAGGAGGUCCUCAGAAUGUUAAGCUGGAGAAGCUGCGACUGGUGCUCAGCGCACUCAUCCCCACACAGGAAGAUGCAGAUCUCAUUUCCAGAUCCACGAACGCCUGGGGCCUGGGUCACUUACUUUAUUCUCCUCACGACCCUUCAUUAAGGGCGAAUGUUGAUAUAACCACCUUGUCAAAAAGCUCGCCGCUGAUUAUAGCACGCACGCUGAUGCGUUUUGCAAUUCUUAUUCAACAACUGCCUCCUGAUUUUGACACCUCGAGGCUCCAAUUCAAUUCUCCUAUUGAAGCCGUGCUACAAAAGUACCUCUACUAUGUAGCCGAUCUCGUUACCUCGAAAGAUGACUUUGCCUGUACAAUGGAGGGCUGGGAAUGUCUUCUCCUGCAGAGCAUCUUCUACAUCAAUGACGGUAACCUACGCAGAGCUUGGUUGGCGGCUCGUCGAGCUUUAUACACUGCCCAAUUUUUGGGAUUCCAAAAGAGCUAUCUGAGGUGUGUUAGAGGUUCAGAAGACGAAGGACCCUGUGAACGAGCCAACGCCAUGCUGUGGACCAGAACUGUCAUGAUUGAUCACUUUCUGGCUCCUAUCCUUGGUCUUCCAUGUGGCGUUGGCAACGACUGCUUUGGUGAAGAGGGUGUGCUAGUGCCAAUCCUGACUUUAUCUGAUGUUUUUGAGCGCAGAACCUGCUUGAUUGCCGGAAUGGUUGCUGCCAGGAACCAAAAGGAGCCGGCGCCUGGAUAUACCACCACGUUGGACAUUCACGAAAAAAUUGAAAGCCUUGGAAAGGAUAUGGGCGACAUGCUGACGAAGAUUCCAACAUUAUCUCCUUCGCCUCAAACCUUGCCUGGACAUGAUCCUUUCAAAAUGGUCCUGAUUCAAAUGUGGAUCUAUCAAAUCAUCAUAAUCCUCCAUAUACCUUGGAUGCUGCGAGCAUUCACCGACAGCAAGUUUGAAUACAGCAGAUACGUUUGCCUGGUUGCGUCGCGAGAGCACCUUCGCCGGUAUCUUGCUCUCCGAGAUACAAACAACACUCAAAAUACAGUUCGGGUUGUUGACUUUGGUACCGUCGUUGCCGCCGUGACACUGAUACUCAACCGGGUUGAAUCCGCAACACGAGGUGUCACCACGGCUGACGGGGAGAAAGACAUGAAACUGGUUUCCCAAGUUAUCGAGUCCAUGCGAAUCGCGUCUCGCGGGCCGCGAGAGUUCAUGGCUCGUCAAGGUGUGGAGGUCAUGGAGGCGCUUCUAGCACUCAAAGAUGGCACCAGAGAUCGCAAAACAAAUGACACACUGCGAUUUACCAUACCAUUCUUUGGCCCCGUCGUCAUUUCCAGAAACAACACGCCAGCUGGUCCCACGCCAGCUUCCGCUGCACAAGACCUAUUUGAUGGACACGAUCCGAUCGACACUCUUCUCCGGUCAAACGAUGUCCAGAGCAGCCAGCCAUUCGGUGCUAACACUAACAGACCUGUUCACGGUCACCACGUAUCAUUUGAGCAAGCGAAUAUCCCCGAUUCCGGUUGGAUUCCUCCUUUGCAAGCGUGGGACUUUGACACGAUUCCAGCGUGGGGCAGCUCAUUCAGCUUGUGGGAUGUGCCCGACAGCAACAACUGCGGCAAAGAUCCGGUCUGA